This is a messenger RNA of Pseudozyma flocculosa PF-1, 1551 nucleotides long. RefSeq lists its product as uncharacterized. Gene Ontology annotation, biological process: phosphorelay signal transduction system. Lineage: Eukaryota; Fungi; Basidiomycota; Ustilaginomycetes; Ustilaginales; Ustilaginaceae. The coding region runs from base 1 to 1551 and encodes 516 amino acids. The transcript has a single exon. The record is from RefSeq and is a predicted model, not a curated record.
AUGUCUUUUGGAAACGUCAAGGGAGCCGUCACCCACGCCAAGGGAAGCCGGACGCUCUCGCCGACCUCCGCCGCCCAGCCGUCGACCAACUCGCUCCGCAUCCUCCUCGUCGACGACAACCAAAUCAACCUCUCGGUCCUCAGCACUCUGCUCAAGCGCCGCUUUGGGCAUGUCCUCGCCAGCUCCCCCGUCGCGCUCGACAGCGGCCUGAAGGCGCUCCAGCUGCUGCGCACCGAGGUGUUUGACCUCGUCUUCAUGGACAUCGAGAUGCCCUACCUCGACGGUGUCGAGUGCGCCCGCCGCAUCCGCGCCGGCGAGGACGGCGUGCUGGAGGCCAACCGCGACGCCCACAUUGUCGCCGUCACCACCAACAUCGGCGACGAGCCCGAGGCCCUCUACCGCUCUGUCGGCAUGGACGGCAUGAUUGGCAAACCGGUCCGCUUCGACCAGUUCCAGCAGUACCUGUGCCCGCUCGCCAUCCAGGCGCAGGAGGCUCGCACCACCAUCGCACCCGUGUGGAUCGGCGACAAGGACGUCAUGCCGCCGCUACCGCCCGUUGGCGCACGCCCUCGCCUCUUCUUCAAGCCCAGCGUGGUGCCCGGCGCGCCCAUCCCCAAGAUGAGCCGACUCGAUUCGCAGGAGGGUGUCCUGGGCGACAGCUUUGCCGAGAUGCUCAAGGCGCAGACGCGCGCCUCGCUGCGCGACCGCCGCGCCAUGUUCCUCGCCCGGACUGGCACCGUGACCGAGCCUCGCCGGUCCUCGUUCAACGAGCGCCGCGAGCAGCUGGCCCGGCAGACGAUCCGCGAGAUCGCCACCAGUCCCGAGCGCAACGAGCUCACGUUCCAGGCGCUCAUCGACCAGGAGGCCAUGGCGCCCCACUCGUCGGCCUCGAGCGCCAGCGGCCGGUCGUGCUCGUUCAACGCACGCCCGGCCGUCUAUCACCGCUUCAGCUCGCCCGCCUAUCUCCUCGAUGCGUCGCCGGUCGCCAAGCUCAAGACAGACCCCGCCGCUCGCUCGACGCCCAACCUGGUCCGCACGACGCGGAGCCCGACGCGGCCCGGCAUCCGCCCGCUGGUCGGGUCGACGUCGUCCAAGUCUCAGAGCCGGCAGUCGGACGAGGCCAGCCCCUACAGCUCUGAGACGUCGAGCCGGCUCGGCGGCAGCAGCCUCUUUUCGGGCCUGUCGCAGCUACGCAGGCUGAGCGACGAUGGCACCGCCUCUUCGUCGCUGACCACGCCGCAGUCGUCGCCCAGGGAGACGGAGCGCUUCUUUUCGCCCGAGGAGCUUGGCGAUGCCGUCUUUAGCCCGUGCGAGGACGACCUGCACUCGGUCUUUCUGCGGGUCCCCUCUUCGGACCUGGACCUGCUGCCCCUCAAGCAUCGGCGCGACGAGCUGAUCCUUGGCAGCGAAAACGCAGGUGUCGACAGCGCCGACGCUGCUGCCGCCGCCGCGAUCAACCGCCUUGCCCUGGUCGAGGCGAAGGGUCACGGCAUGCCUUGCUCGAUGGCCGACCCCCGGUCACCGGUCCCGACCACCUGUGCCAGCUGGUAG